UGUUACUAACUAAGCAAAAUAAAUGAGGCAGGCAUGUAUACGUUUGUUGUAUAGCUAUUAAUUAUAUAUAAAUUGGGGCUACUAAGUUUGGAAAUGUAUGAGGAACAGGCAAAUGCAUCAUCAGGAAUGGCAGUAAGUGAUGACUGCAAAAUUAAGUUUCAAGAACUUAAAGCUAAGAGGAGCUAUCGUUUUAUUAUCUUCAAAAUAGAACAACAACAAAUUGUGGUUGAAUCCGUGGGUGGCCCCAAUCAAAGUUACGAUGACUUCACUUCUAGUUUGCCGAGCAACGAGUGUCGUUAUGCUGUCUAUGACUUUGAUUUCACUACUGAUGAGAAUUGCCAGAAAAGCAAGAUCUUCUUCAUUGCAUGGUCUCCUGACACAUCAAAAGUGAGGAUGAAGAUGGUGUAUGCAAGUUCUAAGGAUAGAUUCAAGAGAGAGCUGGAUGGAAUUCAAUUUGAACUGCAAGCCACUGAUCCAAGCGAGAUGAGUUUGGACAUUGUGAAAAGCCGAGCCAUCUAAUAAAACCAUCUAUAGCCUCUCGAAUUCUUCGAUCAAAUUAUAUUCAUCGCUAUCAAAAAGAAGCUAAGAUAUAUCUCUGUUAAUUAAUAGAGGCCCAUUGGAUUCAACUAAUUAAGUACUCAUCCAAAGUGGCAUGUACUAUUCCCUUCUUUAAUUCAUUUAAUCAAAGUCUGAAUCAUCAAUUAAUUGAUUAAUGCUUUAAAUAGUUUUUUUUUUCCAGAGCCAUUUGCCCAUCCCAUGACGUGUUUAUUCUUAAGUUGAAGAACAAUCCAAUCAAUUCAUUAACUUGUUGCUGGUUUUGUUAUUUUGGGUGGCAGAAUAAUCCUUAUUCCUAAGUCAAGUGUCUCUAUAAAAUCACUUGCUUCUUUUA
This is a messenger RNA of Prosopis cineraria, 889 nucleotides long. RefSeq names its product actin-depolymerizing factor 7-like. Gene Ontology annotation, cellular component: actin cytoskeleton; cytoplasm. Bases 94 to 519 code for a protein of 141 amino acids. Gene Ontology annotation, molecular function: actin filament binding. The record is from RefSeq and is a predicted model, not a curated record. Gene Ontology annotation, biological process: actin filament depolymerization. Lineage: Eukaryota; Viridiplantae; Streptophyta; Magnoliopsida; Fabales; Fabaceae. The transcript is spliced from 2 exons.